AUUGGAUAGCACAUAACAAUUUCAGGAUGCGGGCAGUUAAAGAUUACGCUAUCGGCGCGUAAAUUGUAGUAUGCUGAAAUGAAAACACAAAAGUUGGCGUCACAUCGGGAGUCUACUAACAAGUCGAAGGAAAGAAUAAAAAACAAGAAACGUCUCGCGACAGGAUUAGAUAAUGUCGCUAGUAGCAAUAGUACAUGUCAUGCAGUCGUAACUUCGUCCAAUCGCCACGACCCUUUGGCGCACAUCAUUCGUCUUUCAAGUAAUCUCAAAGUACCUCGUUCUCCAAAGCGCCAUUUAUGCGACAUGAUCCACGUUGAGCACUACGAAAAUGGUGGUGGUUAUGCUUUGCAUUCUUAUGCUGAUGAGUUAGCUCACCUUACGGCGGAUGAGUUGGCUUUGUUGGCUCGAAAAUAUUUCAAGAUAUUAUUCACCGAAAGACGAAAAAGAGGCAUCCGUGUUCCUUUUUCCCAUUACUGCAUAGGUGUUGUCCAUGGAGCUGCGAGAAGAAUGCCGGAACUGUUGUCGUAUUUGUCAUCUGCCUAUCCUAAUCUCAACGUCUCGACAAAUCCCCUAGAACAGAAAAACGCAACGGAAACUUUAUCUCUUUCACAGUAUGUAAAAAACGUUCAGAAAACUUACGCAAACGGCAUCUAUCGGUUUGGGCCACUGCAUGCAUUGAGUAUUGUUGGUGUUAAAGGUGAGGAACGUGGUUUUUUUGACAAGAGUCUCAUUGAGAUGAUUGAAAAAGACCCAUUCCUAAAACUUGUAACACCAUGGGGUGUCUUAUCAAGUUUAAGUGGGAUGGACCCUCGAGAAAGUAACGAUGGGCCUAUUCUGUGGUCUCGUCACGGAGAACAAACUAUUCCUUUAUUUCCAACUACCAUGCGUGGCAGGAGACGUGUUAUCAAUGGUUGUAUUACAGACGUGGUUAUUGGUCGCCGCGCACUUGGUGGGCGUCAGAUAGCGGUUCAUGACAGGACUAAUUGCCAUGCUGACCACGCAGACGAUGGGCUGUCUCGUCAUACUACAGCAGCUGUAGGUUUACUAAAGGCGGUGUAUCCCCAUCGACCUGGAGAGGAAUCAGAAUUGCCCUAUUCAUCUUCCUAUCCCCUUCAUUUCGAGGAUGCUAAUGGUGAUUUAAGUUCUAACACAAAUCCAUACGCAUACAAACUAAACCAACCUGCUAGAAUAGUCAAAGAUGUAGUUGUAUUUGAUCCACGUCAUUAUGUUGAUCUGAUUGAACGAUUACGCCUAGAUAUUAUGGAACCUCCCGCAAGCCAGACCAGAAAAUCAAGUUCAAUCUAGUUAAUACUGAGGAAUGUGACUAGACUUCAAAUGAUCAGUUAAUGUCGAUUCAGGUUUCAAUAAAUUCAGAAUAAUACAAUAUAACCAUCGAUUCAUGCUUAAUUUUCUAAUGGUUUUUCAUAUAAUUAUGAUUUAUUUUAAAAGCAAUCGAGGGAAUUCCAACAUUAUUUAAUAAAUUAGGUCUCUCAGUAAUCCUAGUGUUUACCUCAUCAAUUUAUCUUAACAGUGUGGGUCAUUUUGGGCGGAUGAUGGUGAGCUUAAUCAGCUACAUUCCGAAGGCUUUCGUUAUGUUCGCCUGCCUCUUCGUGAUAAUGAUAUAUAUUUUAUCCCACGAAAUGUUAUACAUCAAUUCAAGUCUGUUUCAGCUGUAUCAAGUAUUGCAUGGCAUGUUCGUUUAAAAAAUUAUUACGACCAAUUACAACAUGAUGAUACAAGCGGGAUGUCUGAACAUAAUGAUUCUGAUCUAAAAAAUCUCGAUCAUGCCUAUCAGUCGUCUGAAUCCAUCAAGUCAACAUCUGAGUUAUCUGUCCCUAACGAUAUAAACACUAAUAGUAACUUAAAGAAGUCACCUGAAAGUAUCCAUUCAUCAGCUAAUGAGUUAGCUAGUUGAAACCCACUCAUGAUUUCUUGCAUUUUGUUUUAAUUGUUGAUAUCUCAUUGUCUUUUUUGUAAAAUAAGUCUAAUAUGGUUCGACUUUAUAUUCAUCGUUUGUUUUAUUCUUAAUGUUGCUGUUAAAUAGCUGUGUAUGCAUGUGUCACUUUUCACUGAACUCAUUUGCAAUAUAAUAUCAUCUUUACAUACCAUUUAAUUCUAGUUGUUUCUCAUUACUGUGAUUCCAUAUCUGCUAGUUUAUUUCCUUUUCUACUUGGAUAAGUGUAUCCAGGCACCUAAAAUCCUUUUGUAAUAAUAUGAAAUUGUUAUUUAUUUCAUGAGUUCCAGUUUGUUUUGUUUGCCUUAUCAUGUUUAAUUUUUCUUAUUCUGAUUUUUGUUUCUCUCUUAUGUUCCUACUUUCUGUUUGUUUUAAAAUGUGAAGUAAUUUUACAAGUUUUCAUCACGAGUUGCAUAAACAGAUGUAAAAUAAUCCAUUCCUAGCUUCUUUCUUUACUUCCUGUUUUCUUUUUCGGCAGGUAAUAGGUGUUAUUUUUAAACCAAAAGUUCAUGGCCUCGGUUUUGUGUUUUUUCGAUUGGGGUAAUUAGCGAAGUUACUUAUACUUCCUUCAGAAUUUAAUCCCACACAGUGCUUUGUUGGAAUAUGAGAAACUAAAGCUCAUCGUCAUGUUGACAUUAUUUCUUGCAUGACCAGGUUUUGUAAAAAAAAUAUAUGAUACUGUAGUUCUUAGCACUAAUCAAAGCUUACAAAUCAAAGGAUUCUGUGUAUUCGCUAAGAUAGGCAUUUUAAAGUGCAGUACUCGAGGGGUUGAAAGCUCUCUCGAACAGAUCAUUUUUUCUCUUGAUAUCACGCGAGUUAUGAAACAUGAUCGCAUUCUAUCCUCAAUAUGGAUUAUAACGGCUGAAGCAUCACACUAAUCAUUUGUGAUUGAUCUGUGUAAGAUAGCGCGUGUAUUAGUAAUAGGACUAGGUUUUAUUUAUUAUGUGUUUGACUUUCAAUUGCUCUAUUUUGUCGAGGCGAUACUAGAUGUUAUCAGUCACUAGCAAAUUUUUAAGCAUCUACUGGAUAUUAGCACUUUUGAAUAAAUUUUCAUCUUAAAGUGUAGUUAGAAGGCUGAUAUCAAGUGGGAGUUUUGUUUCAACCCGUUCUGGUGUAGCCUAUUUUGAUGGCCAGGAUAGGGAAUGGUGUUGUAAAAGUCCCUUUUGGAUACAAAGGUCCAGUUUGCAAAAAUCAGUUCCGAUACCUUCUGAAGCAUCUAAAUGUAGUUCGCAUAAAUCAUACCUUUUAUUUGAUGGGGUGUGUAUUUGUUCACAUUGUAGUUUUAAUUUAAAGGAGAGAUUUCUUUUUUGCCACAC
Molecule: messenger RNA, 3270 nt
Organism: Schistosoma mattheei
Lineage: Eukaryota; Metazoa; Platyhelminthes; Trematoda; Strigeidida; Schistosomatidae
Source: the annotation of a GenBank genome assembly